Molecule: messenger RNA, 3366 nt
Organism: Hemiscyllium ocellatum (epaulette shark)
Lineage: Eukaryota; Metazoa; Chordata; Chondrichthyes; Orectolobiformes; Hemiscylliidae
Gene: nphp1
Product: nephronophthisis 1
Exons: 20
Coding region: 99-2183 (694 amino acids)
Biological process (GO): protein localization involved in establishment of planar polarity
Cellular component (GO): cilium; cytoplasm
Molecular function (GO): protein binding
Source: RefSeq, a predicted model, not a curated record
GCUGCCAUGGCAACGGCCGGGUCCGCGAGGGGAAGGAGCGGCGGUUAAACGGCCGCCUGGCGCUGGGGUUCCGCAGUUGACCCUCCGUCCCUUCAGCCAUGGCCUUACGGAAGGGGCCCCUGCUGUUGGUGCAGCUGACCGCCAACAAACUCCAGAGCCAGGUUGAUACCUUGUUGAAGGACGUUAAGCAGCCUGAUAAAAGAGAGAAAGUUUAUGAGAGAUGCAUCCUACUAAAGAAAUCAGUGGAUGAAACCUUGCAGACACUACGCAAGUUGAAGAAAUCAAAUGAACUUUCUCUUGUGAGUAACUAUGAUCAACGGAAGCGAAAUGAAGAGAGACGGCUGAAAGGCAUGUCGGAAUUACUUCAGGAAGUUGCUCGGAGACUAAAUAAAGAGCUUACCAAACAGAAAAUGGAUGAAACUGACGACAAGAAGAUAAAGACCCAGGCUACUGCUGUGAAACGAGAAACUGUGGAAGGUGAUGAUGAUGGGGAUGUGGAAGAUGAGGAAAGUGAUGAUGGAGAGGAAUUUGAUAAACAAGACGGUGUUCAACUAUUCAUUACAAUCUGUGACUUUGAAGCUCAGGAGGAAAAUGAUCUGGCAUUUAAGAAAGGUGAAGUUUUAAGAAUCCUCAAUCAAAAACCUGAUGGUUGGUGGCUAGCAGAAAAUGCUCAAGGGGAGGAAGGCUUGGUCCCUAAAACUUACUUGCAGGUGCACAAACAGAGUAGUAAGGAUAUCACAACUGAGGGCGGUGAUGAAGAAGAAGAUGAUGAUGACGAUGACUAUGACGAUGAUGAAGAUGACGAUGAUGAAGAAAGUGAAGACGAAUUGGAAGAUGAGCUGCAAAAUGUUAAACAAGUACCUGAAGCACCCAGUGAAAAAUCACAAUUACACAGGAUUGCUGUCAAAAAGAUUGUUUCAGAGAUUAAUGCCACAGAAGGGCUAAUAUCAAUGGGAAAUAUUCCAGAAGGAUUCAGAGCAUCAACACUUGCACAGCUGUUAGCAGAUGGAAAUGAAUUCCAUAUGAGUUACUAUUUGCAGCCUAAGUUAACACAGUCCAAAUUGUGCUUUAAAGACCUUCACUGGGACAGAGUACAUGGUGGUGUCCGUCCAAGGAAAACACAUAUAUCACAUAUGUUUACAUUGUGGAGCUGUAGAAUGGUUCCUUUACCUGGGUCUACUGUGCAGGUGCUAAGCAGGCAGGUUCGUUUCUGCCUUUUUGAUGGUCAAAGGGUUCUCAGCAACAUACAUACAAUCAGAGCAACCUGGCAACCAAAGAAUCCCAAAACAUGGACUUUUUCUCCAAGGGUUACUGGCAUACUUCCUAGCAUGGUGGAUGGUGAUUGCUUUGUUCGGUCGAAUUCCCAGUCUUCAAAUAUUGGUAUUCUGUUUGAGCUAGGUGUUACCUACUUUCGUACUGCAACUGGACACCAAGGGGAGUUAAGUUGUGGAUGGGCUUUUCUGCAGCUGUUUACUGCUAAUGGAGAUGCUGUUCCUCACAGGACUUAUGAAAUUAUACUGAAUGGUGGAACACCUUAUGAAAAAGGUUUAGAAGUGGAUCCAACAGUUUCCAAGAGAGCUUCUUUUUUUCAACAUUUGAUGGUGUCCAGAAGACAACCUAAGCUGCUGGUGAAGCUGAGGUCACCAACCAGAAAAAUGAGAGCUAUUCUCAACUUACUUCCAGAAACUCUAGUUGGCCCAAAUUGCUACAUCCACCUACUGGCAUUCUAUCGACAGUUACUUGCUGAUGCACUUCUUAAAGACAGACUUAAUGUGCAAAAAGCUGAUCUCAUCUGUAACCCAGUGCUGGCGACAUUUCCAGAACUGCUGGAACAAACUGAUAUUUUAGAUGCUCUUAGGAGUGCAUGGUCUGAAAAGGAAGCAACUCUCAGCUGGUCAGUGAAGAGGGAUGCAACAUUUCUGAAGAAUUUAUUUGUCCAAGUGUACCAUGACACUGCGUAUCCUCUUCUUCGUUCUACAACACUACCAGCAAACAAAUGGGUCGAUGAUGAAGUCGAAAUAAGCCGCUGGAAGGCCAUUGCUAACUUUUUACAAGAAAGCCAAGAAAAAAAUGGAUCCCUAUACAGCUUGCUUUCUCCAGAACAUGCUUACCAAGUUUUUGAUAUUGCAGAGAUAAGCUAUGAUUUCCUGGGAAUGGGUAGAAAUACUGUUCCUGUAAAUUGACUCAUGAUUUCCAUAUUAAAGGGGAAUAGUAUCACAGUUAGUAUUGGUGAACAUUUCUCCAAAUUUAUUAGAUUACAGGCAAGUGGCAUGAGGCUUUAUUAGUCAUCAGAAUUUUGAUAUAGUUCAGGCUAUUUAUUGAAGGCCUUUCACAUCUCUACUAGUGCUGGUUUUUUUGGUAUUUCCUUGCCAGAAUUCUUUGGAUAACUCCUUUUCAAAGAUAAUACUGCAUUUAUGUUACAGCUCUUUGUCAUAGAUUUGAACUCAUGACCUUAGAAUUGCUUUUUAAGUGUUAAAACUGUAGUAUCUGUCCUAAUAUUUGUACCUUUACAGAAACCCAACUGUGGCCUAAUCAAUGUGUUAUCCUAAUCAUACAGAACACUCACUCGGCGUUCUUCAUGGAGACCUAUAUAUAGACCAAAUUAUUAUGUUUGUAAAAUAAAAACGUAAAAAUAGCUAGGCUAAGUGUAUUCUGCAUUUGACAGGGCCAGUAGGUUAGAAUACCUGAAUACAUCAAAUCCUGUUAUUUAUCAUGGGAGUCUAGGACUUUUGCUAGGGUUCAUUUGAUCUUAUUUUACACUUUUCUAUGAAAAUCCUGACGAUAUUCUUUUGAAACAUAUACUCCAGUUAACUAUUAUAAUAUAUUAAACACUACUGUUUACAGCCUUAAUUGAUUAGGUCGAUUCAUUUACAAAACAUUUUAUGAAAUGUAUUUUUUUUUGUGAAAGGAGAUUAUUUUUGCAGACGUUAGAUAUGGUAUUUGCCAGUGAACUUCAUGAUGUUGGUAACAUUAACAGAUGUAUCUAUUUAUUUUUAUUCUCUUUUUGUAAGCUAAUAGAUAAAGGACACUUGCUUAAAAGUGAUGACCUAUUUUCAGUUAAAUGACACUAACUCAUCAUAGACUUGAAGGGACAUUUGUAAAUGUGUACAUAAUUAAUAAUAAAUUCAAGGUGUACAAGAUGUUAGGAUAAGAUUUUUUCAAAAUGGUUUGAUCAAGUAAUGUGUGACUGAUUACUGGAGCAAAACCCUAUGAAUUGGGAGCAGAAGUAGGCCAUUUGGCUCUUUAAACUCUUCACCAUUCAGUAUGAUUAUGGCUAACCUAUUUAGGUUCUGAAUGCCAGACCAUGGCAUUUAUUUAAGGCUGAGUUAGAUGGAUUUUUUGAUCUGCAAGAGAAGCAAAGAUUGG